AGUUCCAGCUGACCCAGAAGGGGAGGGAAUGCGUUUCAAGUCCUUCCUGCCUUGAAAUAAAAGACUUGCUGCAGAAUCUAGAAGAUAGCCCAGCAAAAGUGCAAGUGGUGUCUGAAAAGCCAUCCAGGCUCCCGAAAGAAGCGGCAGGUAUGAAGGCUGAUGGGACUGGGCUGUAUUGUAACACGGGAGAGCCCAGGGCCCAAGCGAGGACAGGUGCGUGCUCAGGUGGAGUUGCAGUUUCAGGAAAUGACAGCUUAGGCUCUCAAGAACCUCUCUGUCCUGACUCGUCAGAAGAAGAAGAACUCUCACCCUGUGCCAGGCAGGCUGCGGAAGAGAAGUGUCGGAAUCCAGGCCAAGAAAUAAAUGCCGUUUUUAACAGUCGUCCAUCAGUUCAGCAAAGAACAUUUGGCACACCCAGUAAACACCGCCUUGGUCUGCCUUUGGAUGUUUGCCCACCAGGCACGAGGCUUGAAACCACAGGUCAGACCUUGCAAGGCAGCACACCUUGGGGGGAGCGCAUGGAUGACUCUGAGGCGGCCUAUGAAGUGCAAGUGGGGAGCUUAAAGAGCAAUCCGGGCAGUGGAAGAAUGGAAGAUCUGGGAGCAGCCUCUGAGCUGCAGACAGCUGAGGCUCCAUUGCAGGCAGGGAGCCCUCGGGGAGAGCUGUCCAACAACGAGCACAAGGGGGACAACAGUGUGGAUUUUCCUUCUAGCCCUGUGCAUAAAGGAAUAGUUGAAAUCCAGAAAGGGCCUGCUGUGCACAGCUGCUGCAAAGGGGGUGGAGAACAUUUUCCUUUGGAACACUGCAGAUUUCCAAGUCCAGCUGGACAGCUAACCGUGCCAAGAGACCGGCAUUCUGAAAUUGGCUGCUCCCCCCUUUGUGAUGUUGCCCAGGCAGCCUUUGAGGAUGAGCUGAGAAUGAGCUCUUUAGAGCCCAGCGGCAUCCAAGAUUCUCUCUGCCAUGAAAAAUGUAUCACUUUGGGGAAAGGAAAUGGAGCUCUUUUGCUGAAAAGAAAGAACUUUGGGUUCUUCCAGAACAGUUGCCGUCUAAAGUCUGUUUCUGCGUUUCCCAGCUGCUUGGCUCCUCAGCUGGACUUGGGGCGAAAUGGCUUGCCCCUCCGAGUGGAGCCUAAGGACAAUCUGAGGACAGCCCUCCUGCUCUGUGACUUUGCUCUGCCUUGGUGUGCCAGCAGUUCUUUCUGCCUCACGGAGGUCAGCCUGCUUGCUGAUGGAAAAAGCCUUAAAGUCGCUCAACCCCCUGGCCCACCUCCAUUUGCCCAGAAGGCUGGCCCAAGUGUAGGUCCCGGAGGGCCCCUGGGCAGCCUGUCUCCAGAGGAAGUCAUUGUGAUGGGAAAGGCCAGGGCCUGUCCUCAUCACAAGAAAGCAUCUGCUCCAGGUCAAGCGAGUGGCAGACUCCAGGCGGCAAUGAAGGAAGGGGCCUGGGAGAUGGUCAGAUGGGUGCUGAGAGGGGCAGGGAAUGGGGAGGUUGCCAUGGAGCCCUUCUGGAGAAAAGCCCUCCGCUUGAGUGACCAGACCGUGAAUGAUCUUUCUUCUGCUCCAGAGGAGAUCUACGCCCUGGCAAGAAAUCUCUUCUUCGAUUGCAAGAAUCUACAAAAAGGCAGUAGAGAGGCAGCCCUCAAAAUCUCUUUCAGCUUGGGAAUAAGCCCGGCCCUUUUGGAGUCCAGCAUGAAAUACUUUUCCCUACAGAAAUUUUUCAGUUGCUCUCCCUGCAGUAAUAACUGGGUGGGCUUGGAGAGGGCGGGAAGCCCCUUGGACUCAGCUCAUCCUCUGGAGGUUCCUUGCUCUAAUCUGUCAAAGGCAGAAGCUGAAAACUGGUGUGUUAAUGGAGGAGAUGUUUUCGAUGGUUCAGAAAGUAUUCUGGAGAGGAAGAGUCAUAUUUUCCUUCCCCGUGAAAGAGAAGUCCACAAAGCUUUACUUAGCGCUGGGGCUGGUGGAAUGAAAACAAUAGAAAAGGCAACAGGACAUAACAAUACUAGGCUGUUUCUUAAGCUUGCAUUUGAUGGAGACUUGAGCAGAACUUUCCUUCUUUGUAGAGCCACUUUUAGAAAAGGUCAGUGCCUAGAAGAACAAGAACAAUAUCGGAUUCACCCCUCUUCCCCAGCAUGGAAUCUCUCUUAUUUAAAUAAAAAAGACUCUUUAUGUACUAAACAUUCAGUUCGGCAGAGGGAACCCAUUUAUCAGAUGAAAAUAUUUCUUUAUCCGUGUUAUUUCCUUGAUAGUUGCACCUUAUUUGAACAGAAAAACGAUUCACCAAAGACAGAGUUUCUAGGAUGCCAGCAGCCUUCCUUAAUUUUCUACAAUAAACUAAAUCAUCAUGAUUUGCAAACUGUGAUUAGUUCGGCUAUAAAAUAUGUCCAGUGUAGUAAAAAUGAAUCAUUGCAUUCAAAGAUGGAGCUGAAGGUAACUCCACCAGCCGCUGCACUUUUAACAGAAUAUCAUCAAGGUCCAUUUCCAGAAAUCAUCAUUGAAUCAUCCAAUAAUAAUAAGGGGUCUGAAUUUACUGGCAACCUGCUGAAUGAAGAUUUUUUAAAAUCACAAAGUCCCAGGACACUAUGUGGAUGCCCGGAGUCUACUUCUGAAUCACUGAACCGGAAUGAUUUUGCGAAGAAUCGGGCUCCUCAGUCAAAGACCAAUGAUCUCCAUUCUGCCUCUGAAUCAGUCCACAAAAGUCCAUCGGAGAAGUUCAAUUUUAAAUAUGGAUUAUUGUCUGCCAGUAAAUUGGCUUCAUCUCCUUUUCAAACAGCUUUUGCCAAAAUUAAAGGCCAGGAAAGAAUGAAAGGACUACUUUUAAAAUCGUACAGAAAAAGGAAAACAUCUAGUUUGAUAUCUGCAGGCUUAGGCUCCCAGAAUAAAAAAAUGUGCUUCUUUCCAAAAGAGGAGGCAGCGUUAACCUUCCCUUCUUUGAAAACUCACGGCUCUCCCCUUGCUCUGCUUGAAAGAGGAGCUGAUGGCUGCAGCCGGCCCUUUGGUUUGGAAAGCGAAAGAGUGAGCAGCUCCCUUAGACGAGAUGUGGCUGCAGCCUUCCCUCUAACUAGCAGGAGGACAUGCCAGCCCUUCAAGGGUCCCAGAGCAGAAGCGAUUGUAUCCCUGUAUCCUUUAGAGCAGUCCUGGGAGGCAAAAGAGGAUUUGGGAGCUGACCCAAGUGAGGCCGGCCAGACAGCUGAGAUGGUGGAAGGAUUUCCAGUUCACCUUCUUUCUGACACUGAACAGUCUUCAGAAACCCUCCUGGAAAAUUCAGUGCUUCCUUUCAGGGAUGGGAAGGCCACAUUUUCAGUCAAGGCUGCGAUACCCCCAGGACUCCCCCUUGGCUCACCUGAAGACAUUUCAGAAUCUGAUUCCAUAAAAGCCAAAGAUUCCCCAGAGACGUUGGUUACCUGGUGGCAUGUAGAGAGCCCGAAUUGUGCGCUGCAGGCUAAACUUUUCUCUGUCUCAAGGAAAUCGGCAGAAACCCUCGGCAGCUCAGUGUCCUCACCUUCUGGCCCCAAAGACGGGAGGUUAGCAAGCUUCCCCACAUGGCCCAGUGUUAAAGGAGGACUUUUGCUGAGAGUAGAGAGCGGCCAGGAGCUGGCAGGAGGCCCAGAGAAAGGACUGGACGAGCGUAUCGGGAGGGGAGAUUCUGAAGCAGGGGCUCAGUUGCCUCCCCCAAAAGCAAAGUCCCAAGUGGGAAGAAGGCUUGCCAUUGGACAGCUUCCAGGCAACGUCUCUGAUGAGAAGGCUUCUCUAGGACAAAAGAGGCGGCAGCAGGAGCCCCCUUUCCACAUGCGAAGCGAAUCAAAAAGGCAAAAAAGGGGCCAGAGGUGUGGAGAGACAGCAAGCCUGAAUCUUCACUUCCGAAAUCAUAGGUGGCAGGCCAACCGCUGGCCUAACUCCAUGGGAGCUUUCGGCAGCUUCGCUCGAGCUGUUGGCUGCGAUCAGAGCAGAGGCACCGUCAUCUUUGGGUCUUUGUGCCUGCAAAGACCUUUUCCAGCAUUGGGGAAAGUGUCCAGAACAGCCUACAUAAAAGCUGGCAUGCCACGCCGGCUAAGGGCACCGAAACCUCUGGCAUCCAAGGCCCCCCCUGAGACAGUCCCUGGGGAAAAGGGGGAGCUUGUUUAUUCUGCACAAUCGGCAGCCCCAGAAGCCAUUCUUUGGGACCCCCCAGCAAAGCAGCAAGGCCACCGGAGCAGCUCGCUGGCCACCUCCUGGCUCACCGGGCAGCCCAAAGAUGCCGCCUUGUUGACGAGGCUCUCCUGGUUAGCUGAGAAAUUGCUGCCCCCUCCAUGCCUGCCCUUCCCACCUCGCAGGGUGCUGCUUCCUUCAGCUGCCAAGGGGGGCCCGCUUAGGAGGAGGAGGAGGCUGCUGGAAAUCUUCUCCGUCAGUUUAAAGUUGAGCUCUCCUCCGAGGCUCAGCAGCUGCUGCUUCAAGAUGGGGGGCUCCCAGCCUCUGCCCAUUUAUUCCGUCGAGUCGACCAUCCUCUGCUUCUUUGAGCUGAGCAACGACAGUCCUUGCGGGUGCAGCACUCCGGUUUUCCCGGUGUCUUUCUAUCACCAAGUGGGUGUUGGCCCCACUGUGAAGCUCCCCAAGACUGGGUCCCCGAGCCUCAUCUCCAGAUUGGCCCUGGAGAGUCCACAGCCUCAGCAGCCCUCUACGUGGAGCCCCUCUUUCCUUCUGCCUCAGAGCUGCUCAGAUAUCACGCCAAUCCAGACAGACGCUGAGCCCAGUUCCAUGUCGGUCCCCAAGGAGGGAGAGGCCGUUGCUUGCAGUCCAGACUGCCCGACCCCCGGUCUCCCUACAGCCUUAGCCUUGUUCUCCCCCGGCUGCUUUCGUGCUUGGACAAGGAGGAGGAGACGCCCCAGCAGUCGAAGUCCAGCAUUCCAGUGGCUGAGCCUGCUGCAAUUUGCUCGAGGCUUCAAGGGGUUCCAGUGUUGCACUUCUGUGUCAGCUGACCUCUUCUCUUCCUGGCCCUCUUUGCUGGGCAGCGCUCUGUCCAUCUGGCGCCAGCAUGGACUGUCCACCCAUCUCUCCGAAUCCACUCCUCUGCAUUCCAGUCCCAGGAAGGGACAAGCAGCCAUCCCUGCAACAGCCGGCCUGAGCCACCGAACCAGCAGCCUAAGCUUGCCUCCCCUGGUGCCCAGCCUGCCAAGUGACACUUCCAGGGCUGUGAAGAAGGACGUGAGGUUGGAAUCCAUCUUGUCUGUGGUGUUGCCAACAUCUUGCCAAGCUCCGGAACCGGCUCACCCUCCUUUAGGCUUUCCAGCUCUUGGCUCUGGAGAUGGACACGAAGCUUCUGCCCCGGCAUCGCCUAAGACUGGAGCUCAGCUGCAAAACGACGAGUCGGAGAAGAGGCCAAAGAAAGUGUCUCAGAUCCGCAUUCGGAAAACGAUUCCUAAGCCAGACCCCAACCUCACCCCCAUGGGGCUUCCCAGACCAAAGAGGUUAAAGAAGACCGAAUUCAGCUUGGAGGAAAUCUAUACCAAUCAGAAUUACAAAUCUCCCCCGGCAACCAGGUGCCUGGAAACCAUUUUUGAAGAGCCAAAAGAGAAAAAUGGGUCUUUAAUCUCUAUCAGCCAGCAGAAGAGAAAACGGAUUUUGGAGUUCCAGGACUUCACCAUUCCCCGGAAGAGGAGAGCUCGUAGCAGAGUCCGAGUGAUGGGCGGCUACACUCGGGCGCAGAAGGCCGCCAUAGAAGGAAGGGAACUGGACGUCCUCCUCAUUCAGAAACUGACCGAUCUUGAGACCUUCUUUGCCAAGGAGGAGACACAGGAAGAAGCUUCAUCGUGUACUUGAGUUUGGGUUGAUCUGCCAGAAGAGCUGGUGGCGCUUCAAUGAUUGGGUGUGCCUGGAGGGGGAACCUUGUUUUCCCAAGGUUGGACUAACCUACCUGACUGAACCAUAGAGUGAUAUUUUCCUACAUGUUGGAGGAGAAUAAUUAAUUUCUGUUAACCUUAUGAAAGAGCCCUGUCUUUAGCCUCCAUUGUCACAAGGAAUUUGCAUCUGUGGGGUUGGUUUUUUUAAAAAAUAAAAAAGGCUAAACAAAGGCUACAGCACCUUCAGAGACAUUAGGAUUGUAAAGACUUCCCGAAGUUAGCUGUGGGUUUGACUCUGCUGUUCUUCUUCUUCUUCAACCCGAGUAAUGUGGCAGCCAGGACGAAAGAGUUUUAAGGUGUUUGUUAUUCUUUUGUUUGUUUCUAGCCAAUCUUAGUUUGCAUUGUUGGGCCGCAGGGCCCACUGUGUCCAUCAACAGGCAUGUUUUGCUCAAAGAAGAGAAGCUGUGUGCGGCAUCCAAAUUGUAUUCUGUGGCAGACAUACCUAGAUGUGGCACUUGCUUUGUUUUGCUGCGUGGGGACCCAGCGCAGAGGUUCACCUCCAGGUCCUGCAUUAGGAGACGCAGGAUCCCAAGGAAGUGGUUUUACUCUCUUCCGCCUUCAUCGCAGCCUGUUCUGCAGGCUUCCUCUCUCUUAUUCCUUGGAAUUGGGGCCAGCAAAUUUGUCGUAGGAAAUUUUAAUUCUGAUGUGAUGCCAGAAUGCCAAUGAGACUUCAACGGUCCUCCAUUUUGUGUGUGUGUUCCUUCUACCACCUCAACUGUCGCUCAGCACCUCUUGUUGAUUCCCGUUUCCGGAUUGUGACUUGUUUGGAUCCCAAGUGGAGUGAAUUGUACAAAUGCAACAGAAGAAAGUGGUUGGGAGCAUGAGUAGCAGCGUGUUACUGGAUCCUGAUGGAAGUAGCAGCUGUACGAAGCCACAGAGAGGAAAUGACAGAUUUUUCCUUAGGGGUGUUAGGGAGAUUGAAACAUUUAUCUUAAAUGAAAAUUUUACAUGAUGAUCAACAGCUGUUGGCUGUCUAUAGUGCCUGUAAUUUGGGCCAGGUUUAAUGGCUGAAUCGUUCAAAGGGUUUGCCUUUUGUUUUCUCUCUCAUAUCUGAAAUUUGCACUUUUGCUACCUCAUGUGGACGCUUCAUGUCACCUGUGGCGUGGACUCUGGGGGCAAAUGAGGGUAUGCCAGACCGGGAUGGAAAUGGAAGACUCUUCCUUGAGCUUGCAUUCCAUACCUGAACAGGCAAGACGAUGAAAUUGGCCUUGUAGAUGACAGAGGGCCUUGAAAUUGGAGAAGUAGAGGAACCCUGCCACAUGUGUGCCUGGAAGUAGAAAUGUAGCAUUUCUGCUCCACAUAGUUUUCCCAUUGGGGAAAAGAGAAUGGGAACACUUUUUAAUAGCCGAGAGCCAGAUCUGGGUUCCCGUGUGACUGGGACAUUAUGUGUUUGCUGCUGUUGCUGCAUGCAAAUUGGUGACACCGGAGAUUCUCCCUUCGUACUUUGGAUCAUUGUAGAAGAUCCCAGAUUGUCUGUAAUCUCCACGUUUUGGGUGGGCUGAGUUGAAUCAUUUAUUAGAAGUAUCCUUUUGUCCCAUAGUGGGAUUUUAUGACAUGACACGCCAGUAUAGAUGCCGGAGGGGUGGCUCUGAGGUGGAACUGCUGCUGCUCUGACUGCAGGUGGGCAGGCGACUACUUGGCCUUCCUCUUCUUCUGGCAACCUUAAUAUGGCGGUUGGCGUGCUUCAUCUCUUUUCUCAGUGCUUUAUGUCUGAAAUCACAUUGAUGUGAAGGCAAGGAUUCUCAGCAUGGUUUUGCUGCAGCUGUCCAGAAGAACAGGGCGUUCCAACCAUACUGACUUUAAGCUUCUGGACUUCAAUUCCUAGCAUAGCUGGCUGAGGAAUUAUAGGAGUUGAAGUCCACAAGUCUUAAAGUCGUCAUGGCUGAAGAGCCCUGCAGAAGAAAAUAUGGCCACUGAAGUGACGGUGGGCUCUGUGGUCCACCAAGAAAGCUCCACUGUGGAGGGGGCCAGAGUGGGGAUGGGGGCUGCUGCUGAAUGGCCCUUGGAUCAGGCCUGCAAAAGGCAGCUUGCCUUCAAGCAGCAUUCUCCCCAGGCAAGGACCCAAUUCUCACCUGAUUUUCAGUACAAUCAUGAAAAAGAUUCUACUAAGAGCACUUGAAAGAAAUCUCUUCUCAGGAAAAUGUGGAGGCAACCAAGGAUGUGAUUAGGUUUUGGGGUGGGUAGACUAAUAUUUCCUAAUAUCUAAUUGGGAGGGGACUGUGCCUAUCUGGGAGAAACAGGGAUGGGGGUUCACUCUUCAAUGCAGGUGUCAUCAUGGGGCCAAGAGCAGCUCUGAGCUCCAACAAAUGGUUUUUGAGCCUGGUCAGACACCCCCAUCACUGGGAGCAGCUUGAAAGGAAGACUGCUUGGUUGGCCUUUCGUAAUCCAAACCAAAUGGGAAUUUGCACACCUGUACUGGUGGCUCUUCUGUGCCAUUAUCACAUGUUUUUUGUUUAUUUCUGUAUUUUUUUUUGUUUCAAAUUCACUUUUUCUAGUGUUUAAAUUAUGGAAAUAAAAAACGUAAACAAAAGCACUGGUGGUUUUUUUAAAGCUACCUCCAUUUAAACAUUUGUGCAGAGAUGGACAAAUUAAUACUGAAAUUAAAAGAUAAAGAAGAGUUGG
Molecule: messenger RNA, 8488 nt
Organism: Thamnophis elegans (Western terrestrial garter snake)
Lineage: Eukaryota; Metazoa; Chordata; Lepidosauria; Squamata; Natricidae
Gene: PRR14L
Product: proline rich 14 like
Exons: 7
Coding region: 150-5786 (1878 amino acids)
Source: RefSeq, a predicted model, not a curated record